Molecule: messenger RNA, 746 nt
Organism: Coturnix japonica (Japanese quail)
Lineage: Eukaryota; Metazoa; Chordata; Aves; Galliformes; Phasianidae
Source: RefSeq, a predicted model, not a curated record
AUGUGGGAGUUCAGGUGUUUGGGGAACUAUAAAAAGGCUUUGGAAGGCUACCAGGAUUGGGAGCAACCGGGAUGGGAGCAAUUUGGACUGCUGAGAGGAAGCAAGAUUCCCAGCCAUCUGGUGCCUCACCAGCUGCUCUUGGUGCAGGAUGAAACUUAUCUCAAUUCAGCGACCCAGGCCUCAGGCAGUGGGGUGGAAGGAGCAUCGCUGGCCUCACAGGUGCUGUCUGCAGGAUGCACACCCAGACUGGAUGUUGGAAAUUGGACGAAUCUCUCGUGGUAUCUCCCUGUUUGGUCAGCACAAACAGAGCGUUUCCUCAGCCGUGCACUGGAGAAAGACUUGGAUCAUCCCUGUUUGUCCCAUGCAGUGGCUCAUCGGAUGUUUCUAGAGAAGCUUCUGCGAUGUCCUUCCUUCAACAAACCUUGCACUGGGGGCACCUGGACUGGCAGCUUUGCUGAUGGAAAGAAAAUGCUGUCUGGAUGGCUGGUUCCCAUGGAGAGCAAGGAAUGUGGCUCCUCCAGUUCAUCCGGGACUCUCUUCCCACAUCGGUUGCUAAUGAAGGAGAGUGUUGUGUUUCAAGAUCCCUUCCUGCUGCAAGACUCUGGAACUGUUAGAGAACAUGGUGAAAGAAGUCAACCCUCACUCCACAGACUCAUUCCAAAGCAUAUAUUAAAGGCUGCCCAGACAACAUUAAUACUUCUAGCAAUGUGACCUCGAGAAUGACCUCUGGAGCAUGAAGCUUACAG